This is a messenger RNA of Vitis riparia (riverbank grape), 671 nucleotides long. Its product is annotated as MDIS1-interacting receptor like kinase 2-like. The transcript has 2 exons. The coding region runs from base 64 to 480 and encodes 138 amino acids. Gene Ontology annotation, biological process: protein phosphorylation. Gene Ontology annotation, molecular function: protein kinase activity; ATP binding. NCBI's taxonomy places the organism in Eukaryota, Viridiplantae, Streptophyta, Magnoliopsida, Vitales, Vitaceae. The record is from RefSeq and is a predicted model, not a curated record.
UCCAAUAGAUGCAUGGUAGAAUUAAUAACACAACUUUUAUAAUUAUUUAGCAUAAAAGAGCAUAUGAUAAAAUCUUUCUUAAUUGCAGAACUUGCUUACGUGUCAAAGGUGGAUAAUAAAACAGAUGUUUACAGCUUCGGAGUGGUAACAUUGGAAGUUAUUUUUGGAAAGCAUCCUAGGGAACUCAUUUCAUCACUCUUAUCAUCAGCGUCUUCAUCAUCCUCAUCACCAUCAACUGUCUAUCAUUUACUGUUGAAUGAAGAGAUAGACCAGCGUCUCGCUCCUCCUGUGAACCAAGUGGCUGAGGAAGUAGUGGUUGCAGUGAAGCUAGCAUUUGCAUGUUUGCAUGCUAAUCCCCAAUCUCGACCAACCAUGCGACAAGUUUGUCAGACACUCUCAAGACAGUGUCCACCAUUGUCAAAGCCUUUCUCCAUGAUUACUUUGGGUGAACUGCUAGGUCAUGGAGGUGAAAGUAGCUGAGGGUUUUCACUCCUCCAUCUAUUAUGUGUAUAUUUGUUAUCAAGCAUUAUGUGUGCGUUGGAUUUUAUUUUUCAUUUUGUCUGGGAUUUGUGUUUUCUUAUUUCAUUCAAGUAUAGUUUGCACAAAAAGGUUUUACAAUCUGCUUUAUAAACCAAGUGUUAUGAAGUAGCUUUCGGUGAAGCUUUGAUUCA